Molecule: messenger RNA, 1748 nt
Organism: Eucalyptus grandis
Lineage: Eukaryota; Viridiplantae; Streptophyta; Magnoliopsida; Myrtales; Myrtaceae
Product: iridoid oxidase
Exons: 3
Coding region: 26-1582 (518 amino acids)
Molecular function (GO): monooxygenase activity; oxidoreductase activity, acting on paired donors, with incorporation or reduction of molecular oxygen; iron ion binding
Source: RefSeq, a predicted model, not a curated record
CAAAGGAAAAUCUGAGACCAAACAAAUGGACUACGAGGUUGUUGGUCUGAUAAUUGCCCUACUGCUUUGGGUUUUGUGGGCAAUGGUGACGGAGCGCUGCCAUCGUCGCUUGGAGGAGCGAGGACGGUUGCCGCCAGGGCCACGUUGGUGGCCUGUGGUAGGAAAUAUAUUCCAACUGAGUUGGACUCCGCACAAGUCGUUCGCCAACUUGGCUCGUGAGUACGGUCCAAUAAUGACUCUUUGGCUUGGCUCCAUGUGUACAGUGGUGAUCUCAUCAGACGAAGUGGCUCGCGAAAUGUUCAAGAACCAUGACGUCGUUCUUGCAGGAAGAAAGAUUUAUGAGGCCAUGAAGGGCGACUAUAGCAACGAAGGCUCGAUAAUCACAGCUCAAUACGGUCCUCACUGGCGCAUGUUGAGGCGCCUUUCCACCACCGAGUUCUUUGUUGCUAGGCGCUUAGACGCCACGGAAAGCGUCCGGAGCAGGUGCGUCGAUAGGAUGGUGCGAUUCAUAGAGGAUGCAGGAGAGUCCGGCACCAAGUCCAUUGAUGUUGGGAGAUUCUUCUUCUUGAUGGCUUUCAAUCUCAUCGGCAAUCUCAUGUUCUCCAAAGACCUCUUGGAUCCGAAGUCAAAGAGAGGGGCCAAAUUUUUUUACCAUGCCGGUAAGGUGAUGGAGUUGGCCGGGAAGCCGAAUUUGGCGGACUUCUUACCGAUUUUGAGAUGGCUAGAUCCACAAGGAAUACGAAGGAAUACGCAAUUCCACGUCGAACGAGCGUUUGAAAUAGCGGGGCAGUUCAUCAAAGAAAGAAUGGAGAGCAUGAGAGAAGGUGAAGUUGCAGAAGAUAGGAGGAAGGACUUCUUAGACGUGUUGUUGGAGUUCCGUGGUGAUGGUGCAGAGGAGCCUUCAAAGUUUUCUUCAAGAACCAUCAAUGUCAUCGUCUUCGAAAUGUUCACCGCGGGGACGGACACCACUACAAGCACACUUGAAUGGGCGAUGGCUGAGCUACUCCACAACCCCCAUACCCUCGCCAAAGUCCAAUCUGAGUUGAGAAGCACCAUUGGCUUGAACCGAAAAUUCGAAGAAAAGGAUGUUGAAAUCCUUCCUUACCUCAAAGCAGUCAUCAAAGAAACCCUAAGGCUUCAUCCACCCCUACCAUUCUUGGUCCCGCACAUGGCCAUGAGCUCUUGCAAGAUGCUUGGCUACUACAUACCCAAAGAGACCCAAGUUCUAGUCAACGUGUGGGCGAUUGGAAGAGACCCCAAGACAUGGAAAGACCCUAUGAAGUUCAAGCCGGAGAGAUUCUUGGAGCCAAACACGGCAGAUUACAAGGGACACCAUUUCGAGUUCAUUCCAUUCGGAUCAGGGCGUAGAAUGUGCCCUGCUGUGCCGCUCGCCUCUCGAGUGCUUCCAUUGGCGUUGGGGUCUCUGUUGCAUGCAUUCGAUUGGGUUUUAGCAGGCGGCACGAAGCCGGAGGAGAUGGACAUGAGUGAAAGGAUGGGUAUCACAUUAAGGAAAGCCGUUCCAUUAAAGGCAAUACCUAUUCCACAUGGAGGACAUAAUAAUCAGAGCGGUGGUCAUAUUUGAGUUGGAAACAUGUGAGUUGGUGAACUUUUCUUCGUAAAAGUGAUGGAUGAAACAUAUAAGGUCCUUUUAUUGUGGAGUUACUAGAAUGAAGAGGAAUACUAGGUAAUUCCUUUGUCCUAUUUCAACUUCACCGUAGAAGUUGAAACAUAUGUUUGUAUUUGAUUGU